AUGAACCCAGGCACACCGGCCACGAUUGGAAAGGCGGUAUUGCGUCUGCGGCGGACCCAAUUAGCGGCCAUGACUGGACGAGCGGUCUCCACCGCUCCUUCUUCGCUCUCCCUCUCCACCAUCCCACCUUCGUCUGCAGGACAAACAACAACUCGUUCUUUUACCUCUACUCGCUCCCCCCUCAAUUCACCGUCUCCCUUACAUCCUAGUACGGCGAGAUCGAAUCCCAGAUCGUCUAGAUCGCAACCAGCGGCCGUCAAGCGUGCUGCCCAAUUAACGAGACAUUUUACUACGUCCUCGACCGCACUGUCCUCGAAUUCUACUAMCCCCGCCAUGUCUUAUUCUAUCCGCAAAAUCGGCGCGGCCCAUACCCUUGAGCACCGUGUGUUCAUCGAGAAGGAUGGCGUCCCUGUCUCUCCUUUCCACGAUAUUCCUCUGUAUGCCAAUGAGGAGAAGACCGUUUUGAACAUGAUCGUUGAGAUUCCUCGCUGGACCAACGCUAAGCAAGAGAUCUCCAAGGAAGAGUUCCUCAACCCCAUUAAGCAGGACACCAAGAAAGGCAAGCUACGUUUCGUCCGCAACUGCUUCCCCCACAAGGGUUACCUCUGGAACUACGGUGCCUUCCCUCGCACCUGGGAAGACCCUAAUGUCGUCCACCCCGAGACCAAGGCCAAGGGUGAUAACGACCCAUUGGACGUUUGCGAAAUCGGUGAACUCGUCGGUUACACCGGUCAGGUCAAGCAGGUCAAGGUUCUCGGUGUCAUGGCUCUCUUGGACGAAGAAGAGACCGACUGGAAGAUCAUUGUCAUUGACGUGAACGACCCUCUUGCCCCUAAGCUCAAGGACAUUGAAGAUGUUGAGCGUCACCUCCCUGGCCUUCUCCGGGCCACCAACGAAUGGUUCCGUAUCUAUAAGAUUCCUGACGGAAAGCCCGAGAACCAGUUUGCUUUCUCCGGAGAGUGCAAGAACAAGAAGUAUGCUGAGGAGGUCAUCCGUGAGUGCGCUGAUGCCUGGGAGAGACUCGUCACCGGUGCUGCCCCCAAGGGAGACAUCAGCCUUGCCAACAUCACUAACUCCAACUCCCCCGAUUUGGUCGACAAGAGUGCUCUCUCCAAGAUUCCCGCUGGCGAGAACCUCCCCCCUGCUCCUAUCGACGGCAGCGUCGACAAGUGGUUCUUCAUCUCCGGUGCUGCUGUUUAA
This is a messenger RNA of Talaromyces amestolkiae, 1200 nucleotides long. RefSeq lists its product as uncharacterized. The transcript has 5 exons. The coding region runs from base 1 to 1200 and encodes 399 amino acids. NCBI's taxonomy places the organism in Eukaryota, Fungi, Ascomycota, Eurotiomycetes, Eurotiales, Trichocomaceae. Gene Ontology annotation, cellular component: nucleus; cytoplasm. Gene Ontology annotation, biological process: phosphate-containing compound metabolic process. Gene Ontology annotation, molecular function: magnesium ion binding; inorganic diphosphate phosphatase activity. The record is from RefSeq and is a predicted model, not a curated record.